AUGGGUACUACAAAUCUCCUCACUGCAAGCAACGGUAUCAAAUUGAAUGGUGUCAACUUCGUCUCCUCUUUCUCAGACAAACCUAACUACCACUUAGCUCACUACUUGGCUCGUUGUUUGUCACAGACGACUCGUAGAGUCCGUACUUUAUGUUGUUCUCGUGAGACGUCUCUGAAAGCUGUGACGUCGUUAGAGAGGCCUGAGGCAGAAACAAGUAGUGACACUGACGGAAUUGGAAUCGUCCGUUUUUUAAAAGGGAAAAGUUACCUCGUUACGAGUGGAACAGGUUCUUUGCUACAGUUGUUGAUUGAGAAAUUGUUGAGAGCAAGUCCUGAGAUUGGGAAGGUAUACCUUCUGAUGAGAUCCAAAAAUCAAGAAUCAGCCGAAAAGACACUCUGUGAUGAGAUUAUAAGCUCGGAUCUGUUCAAGCUUCUGAAGCAAAUGCACGGGAGCUCUUACGAAGCCUUCAUGAAGAGUAAGUUGAUUCCAGUAAUUGGAGACAUUGGAGAAGACAAUCUAGGGAUGGAAUCUGAAAUAAGAGACAAGAUUAGUGAGGAAAUUGAUGUCAUUAUCAGUUGUGGUGGUCGUACAACAUUUGACGACAGAUACGACUCUGCACUAAGUGUCAAUGCUCUUGGACCUGGUAGACUUUUGAGCCUCGGAAAGGAGUGCAAGAAACUGACACUUUUCCUCCACUUUUCAACUGGCUUGACGACACCAAUACAACGAGUCUGAUAGAGGAGAU
Molecule: messenger RNA, 745 nt
Organism: Capsella rubella
Lineage: Eukaryota; Viridiplantae; Streptophyta; Magnoliopsida; Brassicales; Brassicaceae
Product: fatty acyl-CoA reductase 6, chloroplastic
Exons: 5
Coding region: 1-735 (244 amino acids)
Biological process (GO): suberin biosynthetic process; long-chain fatty-acyl-CoA metabolic process
Cellular component (GO): intracellular membrane-bounded organelle
Molecular function (GO): alcohol-forming very long-chain fatty acyl-CoA reductase (NADP+) activity
Source: RefSeq, a predicted model, not a curated record